Bacidia gigantensis is the source of this 1599-nucleotide messenger RNA. RefSeq lists its product as uncharacterized. The record is from RefSeq and is a predicted model, not a curated record. The transcript is spliced from 6 exons. The coding region runs from base 1 to 1599 and encodes 532 amino acids. Gene Ontology annotation, molecular function: metallopeptidase activity. NCBI's taxonomy places the organism in Eukaryota, Fungi, Ascomycota, Lecanoromycetes, Lecanorales, Ramalinaceae.
AUGGAGCUCGACAAGAGCCUUCUUCGCGAGGAAGCGGUUGCGCAGAGACUGGCGGAUUGGCGGUUUGCUCAAGCAGGUAUAAGUCAGACCAUGAUGCUCAAAUCGGAUUCGAUAUCCAUCAAGCUGCUUCCUGUUCCAUAUACAGGCGAGGAACAAUAUCAGAGAACAUACGACAUCACUCCUGCGCUCUAUCUGGCGGCAUUGUCAUCCGCCUUUCCAGCUCCAAAUGACCUCAUCAAUGUUCUGAGUAAGCGUACCGACCCUACUAUAUCCAGUCCAACGACCCUCUCAAAGCGUGCCGACCCUCAGAUUGGCGUUGGUAUCGACCCAAAAGAUCCACAUCGAGGGGGAAAGUUGACCUCUCCAUCUGGCCAAAGUACCGGCGCUUUCCAGAACGCUCUCGAGCUCAUGAGCUAUGCGGUCAGCGAGCCAGGCGACAAGAAUGAUGCAGUGUUCCACAAAUACUUCAACCCUGGUGAUAAAGACAAAGUCCAACGCAUCUUCAAACGACUGUUGGGCGAUGGCACCGAUGGGGCUCCCGCCCUGGGCAACAUCAAAGUCAAGGCAGGAGACGAGCAUCCGGCUGAUGGGAAUCCUGCGCCUGGUGAGCUGGUGGACUUUGACAAUCCAGACCCAAGUUUGCUGCUCACUGAUGAUGCCUUCGUCUACCCUAAUCGUGAUGAUCAAGGUGACGCCUGCGCGCAUUUUGAAUCAGAGGGCGGCAUGACUCAAGAUAUGUAUCUGCUCGGCAGCAUCCUGCUCCAUGAAUACGCGCACUGGGACUGGUUCCUGGGCAGCAUUCACAACGGGGAAGUCAUUGAUCAGCCAAACGGGUACGGAUGGAAGCAGGCGAGAGCACUGAAUAAGAAUCUUGCGCUGUUUAACGCUGAUAGUUAUGGUUGGUAUGCGACGGAGUUCUUCUGGAGUGUGAUUUGUGAGAAGGAGAGAGGGAGCUUUAUGAUCAAGCAGACCGUGACUAUUGCGCCGAGAACGAUAGCUGCAACGACGCCGGAGCCUAGAUUCGACGACUUUGCUGUACUUGGGCUGGCGGUCGAACUCGGAGCUGGAGUGGUGGACGACGUUGUAGUCGCUAAGGAGGUACCGGCUAUCGAUGAGGAUUUGGUGACCGAGUUCACACUUGGAUCAAUGUUUGUUGUCGAUGAUGAUGAUGACAUUUUGUGUGAGCUACUAAUGAUUGUUGGUGAGGAUUUCGGUGCAAAAGAGCUACUGCUCGAUGUCAUUACGAAGCUAUUCGGGUCAUUGGUUAUCGAAGAUGAUGUUGUCGGUGUAUACAAGGAAGAGCUCCACGAAGGCGACCAAGACUCGAAUGCGUUGCUCUCCGCCCUUGCGUUGGCAAAUGAAGUAUUGCAGACAUUGAUCUUGCCCUCGAUCAGACCGUCAUUUGAGCAUGGGAUCUGGCCUUCACCUGGAGAUGUCGAAGAGCCACCCGUACAGGCGCUAGCGAAGCCCCAGCACACCCUCGAUAUCGCGAGCGCUGUCAGCAUGAUAGAACAGAGACCUAGAGCCCAUGGAGUAGUAAAGCAUACAUACGGGUUAGCCGUUGGGCAACACCACACCAUAUUCUUAUCGGAAGCAUAA